Messenger RNA from Zygotorulaspora mrakii, 987 nucleotides. It is a transcript of the gene LSC1, whose product is annotated as succinate--CoA ligase (GDP-forming) subunit alpha. Gene Ontology annotation, molecular function: succinate-CoA ligase (ADP-forming) activity; succinate-CoA ligase (GDP-forming) activity. The transcript has a single exon. The coding region runs from base 1 to 987 and encodes 328 amino acids. Gene Ontology annotation, biological process: tricarboxylic acid cycle. The record is from RefSeq and is a predicted model, not a curated record. Gene Ontology annotation, cellular component: succinate-CoA ligase complex (ADP-forming); mitochondrion. NCBI's taxonomy places the organism in Eukaryota, Fungi, Ascomycota, Saccharomycetes, Saccharomycetales, Saccharomycetaceae.
AUGCUAAGAACAUCAGCUGUUAGAGGGAGACCCCUAUGUCGUUUAUUCUCGCGUGAGGCCACCCCAAACGACAAGACUAUUAAGAAUUUAUUGCUGAACAGGGAUACAAAGGUCAUCAUCCAAGGAUUCACAGGUAAGCAAGCAACUUUCCAUGCAAAAAUUUCGCAAGAAUAUGGCACCAAUAUCGUUGGAGGUACCAAUCCAAAGAAGGCUGGUCAGACACAUUUGGGCCAACCUGUUUUCGCGACGGUCAAGGAUGCCAUGAAGGAAACGGGUGCCACAGCUAGUGGAAUCUUCGUUCCACCACCAAUUGCAGCCUCUGCUAUCAGGGAAGCGAUCGAAGCUGAGGUUCCAUUAGCUGUUUGCAUCACGGAGGGGAUCCCCCAGCACGAUAUGUUGUACGUCGCGGAAAUGCUGAAAUCACAAGACAAGACUAGAUUGGUUGGACCAAAUUGCCCAGGUAUUAUAAGUCCAGUAAAUCGGGUUAGAAUCGGUAUCCAACCCACCAAGAUCUUCCAACCAGGUAAAAUCGGUAUUGUAUCUAAAUCCGGAACUCUAACCUACGAGGCAGUUCAACAAACAACUCUAGCCGGCUUAGGCCAAACCAUGGUUAUUGGUAUUGGUGGAGAUGCUUUCCCUGGUACAGAUUUUAUUGACACUUUGAAAUUGUUCAUGGAAGAUCCAACUACAGAAGGUAUUAUCAUGCUAGGUGAAAUUGGUGGUAAAGCAGAAAUAGAAGCGGCUGAGUACUUGAAAGAAUUCAAUUUUUCAAGAUCGAAUCCAUUACCUGUUGCGUCGUUUAUUGCAGGUACUGUUGCCGGCCAAAUGAAGGGCGUCAGAAUGGGUCAUUCUGGUGCCAUCGUAGAAGGUUCAGGUACUGAUGCUGAAUCCAAAAAGAAAGCCCUAAGAGAAGUCGGUGUUGCAGUAGUUGAAUCGCCUGGUCAUCUUGGUAAAGCUUUACUGGACGAGUUUGCUAAGUUGAAAUAA